ACAACAUUCCUCUCACCACGCCUAUAUAAACGAAUCCAGAGACUCCAAACUCUGUCUGCUUUGCAAAUGGAAGAAAAGAAGGGUUUCUGGACGGUAGAGGAAGACAAGAUUCUCAUAGACUACAUAAAGGUUCAUGGAAAAGGGCGGUGGAAUCGUGUAGCUAAGAUGACAGGUUUAAAGAGGUGCGGGAAGAGUUGCAGGUUAAGGUGGAUGAAUUAUCUGAGACCCGACGUGAAAAGAGGCGAAUUCACUGAGGAAGAAGACGACCUUAUCAUUCGACUCCAUAAGCUCCUUGGCAAUAGGUGGUCACUAAUCGCGGGCCGAGUACCAGGCCGAACUGACAAUCAAGUGAAGAACCACUGGAACACUCAUUUGAGCAAGAAGCUCGGCAUCAGAAAGGAAAAGAACAAGGUUGUUGACGUUUCCUCAUCAUUGACGCUGUUCGAAAAAGGCAAUGUUGAAGCCGGGGAAUCUCUCCAUCUCUCCACUCAUACGAAUUUAUCUAACCUUCCAAUUUGCGACGAAGAUAAUUCUAAGGCCGUGGGAUCCGCAGUGAAUAAUAUUGAAGCCUCUGCCUCUGGAAACAGUCUUGAAGCCCUGGACCUGGAGACACAAGACCCGGCGAUGAGUGAAUGUUAUGAGAAUUCAUUCUGGUCUCUUAGUGACGAUUUAGACAUUAAUACUCCAAGUUUAAUAGAGAUUCCUGAUGGGAAUUCCCUUGAUGUUGUUUGGCGUGGAUUGUAACACCCCCA
Molecule: messenger RNA, 752 nt
Organism: Nelumbo nucifera (sacred lotus)
Lineage: Eukaryota; Viridiplantae; Streptophyta; Magnoliopsida; Proteales; Nelumbonaceae
Product: transcription factor WER-like
Source: RefSeq, a predicted model, not a curated record